Coccidioides immitis RS is the source of this 1671-nucleotide messenger RNA. Its product is annotated as aminotransferase. The transcript has a single exon. The coding region runs from base 496 to 1671 and encodes 391 amino acids. Gene Ontology annotation, cellular component: cytoplasm; mitochondrion. Gene Ontology annotation, biological process: biosynthetic process. The record is from RefSeq and is a predicted model, not a curated record. Lineage: Eukaryota; Fungi; Ascomycota; Eurotiomycetes; Onygenales; Onygenaceae. Gene Ontology annotation, molecular function: L-kynurenine:2-oxoglutarate transaminase activity; pyridoxal phosphate binding.
GGCUAAACGUCAGGUUCAUGCGAGCGAAAUUCCCCCCUCCUCACGCCUUUCGUAGGCGAGGAGACAGAAUUGACUGAUCUUGAGCAAUGUCAGAUUGGAAACUAUCGACGCCGCGUCUACCCGUGUGGCUUCAGGCUACUAGACUGAAGCCGGGGUUUGCUUCGGCCGUAGCGGGACCCGAAAGCCAAACCACCUUCUUUUUCGUCCCCAGCAUACUGAGGAAAAUCAUGGAGAGACCCAUUUCUACUGUUUUAUGCAUCCUUAGUGAGCGUCCUUCUGAUUCUGCACUUAUAAUGGAAGCUCCGUGAAGCCAUUAUUUCCCGAGCUUUGCUCUUAGCGCGGGGUAUCAAGAUGGCAUAGGUCGUGCGCAGUGCGGAGUCAUUCUUCCGUCUCCCUCCAUUUUAUAUAUUUCCAUCUGCUGCCCCUUUCCCUUCCGGAAAAGUAGAGCACAUACAUAUUGAUUCUCUCCAUUGCCCUUUCCCGUUGCCCUUCAGCAUGGUCCGCAGUCGACCCACCCGUCUCGCCCACAUCGCCCCGAUUGGGGUCGAUCGCAUGGGAGACAUCGCAGAUCUAUCGGGCAAGGAUUUUCUCCGCCUAGAGAAUCUCGACGUGGAUAUACCCCCUGACCCAGAGGCCAUUGCAUGCACGAAGUCAUCUGCCGACCAAGACCAGAAUAACAGCUACCUGCCCUUUAUCGGACAGCGUCAUUUGCGCGAAAUUGCUGCGCGCCACGUCUCGUCGAUAUCCGGCGUGCAGUACUCCGGGGAGGAAAACUGCAUCAUCUCCUCCGGGGGACUAUCCGGCAUCUUGAACGUCCUUCUUGCUACCGUUGAAGUUGGCGAUGAGGUCAUCGUCACUGACCCAACUUACGCUGGUCUCAUCAACCGUGUCCGUCUCGCAGGUGGUGUCCCCAAGUUUGUCCCCUUCAAGUUCACCCCGGGGAACGAAUGGACAUUGGACAGGGAGGCAUUGAGGGAAGCCGUCCAGGGAAAAGAGAGCAAGGUCCGAGCAAUGCUUCUGAUGUCCCCAUCGAUGCCAUCUGGAGGCUAUUUCAAUGCCGAAGACUGGGACCUCAUAUCCAAACUCUGUGUAGAGGCAGAUCUCCUUCUCAUCCUUGACACUGCCAUGGAGCGGCUCCUGUUUGAUAAGAGACCGCUUAUCCACCCUGCUGGGCUACUAGGCAUGGCUAAUCGCACAAUUACCGUCGGCGCCGCCUCCAAGGAACUUCGCAUGAUCGGCUGGCGCGUAGGGUGGAUUGUUGCGCCCAAGGAAUACAUACCUGAUCUCAUCGCCGUCUCGCUCGCGAACGUAGUCGUUCCCGUGGGAAUUGCGCAGUCUGCGGCCGCCGUUGCCCUCGAGAGAUCAUGGACUACCAUGCAGCCUUACGUGGACGAGCUGCAAGCCCGCCGGGAUUUGAUCUUAGAGGAGCUACACGGCCUGCCUGUGGGCGUACCUGCAGGAGGAUGGUCACUUCUUCUACGAGUAUCAGACUACGGAAUUGACGGAGAAACGGCGUCUAAAAGGCUGCUGGAGGAAGGCGUAUGUGCGACGGGCAUGGCGGGCUGGGGAAACGAACACGGGAAAGAAUACGUACGCUUUGUUUUUUCAAAUGAGCCAUGUGAGAGAUUAGUGGGUUUAGGAAACAAAGUGAGGGCCGCUCUGAGGAUAUGA